Messenger RNA from Fonsecaea multimorphosa CBS 102226, 1815 nucleotides. RefSeq lists its product as uncharacterized. The record is from RefSeq and is a predicted model, not a curated record. Bases 1 to 1815 code for a protein of 604 amino acids. Lineage: Eukaryota; Fungi; Ascomycota; Eurotiomycetes; Chaetothyriales; Herpotrichiellaceae. Gene Ontology annotation, molecular function: flavin adenine dinucleotide binding; oxidoreductase activity, acting on CH-OH group of donors. The transcript has 2 exons.
AUGGUCCACCCCGCCACAGCCCCCAAAGGUGCCCCUCAAGCCUUCGACUUCAUCGUCGUGGGAGGUGGUACGGCCGGCUGCGUUGUUGCUGGCCGUCUGGCCGAGAACCCGAAAGUCUCAGUGCUCGUGAUUGAAGCUGGUAUCAAGUACGUCAAUGGCUUUUCACCCCCUGGGUCGAACCUCGCAGCUGACAUGAAGUAUAGUAACACCAACGAGAUACCCGAGAUCAACACCCCGGCUCGUGCCUUUGAGCUGCGAGGCAGCCAGUAUGACUGGGGUUACAAGACCACCCUGAUCGACCGACCGGACUACACCCGAGUCGAGAAGCCCAACACUCGUGGUAAGAUGCUCGGCGGUAGCAGCGGUGGCAACUACUACACCUGGGUCCGUGGUAGCGCGGCCACCUUCGACGACUGGGCCGAGUAUGGAACAGACGAAUGGAACUGGGAGAACACCAAGAAAUACUUCAACAAGUCGACCACAUAUCACGACGACGACAACCUCUAUCCCACUGACCUUGCAAAGAUCGGCAACCUCGGCGGGCCUCUUCACAUCUCACACUCCGAUCUGGUUCCUGAACUCAAGCCCUUCCGUGAUGCCCUCGAGAAGGCCUGGGUCAGCAAAGGUCAGGAGCUGACCUCGGAUGUCUACAGCGGCACCCAAAAGGGUCUGUUCAAGUGUGUCAACAGCAUCUACAAGGGUCGCCGAUCUACUGCGGCCGUCUUCAUUGAGGGAAAGGAGAACGUGACCCUCAUGUCGUCCACCAUCUCCAAGAAGAUUGUCUUCGAGGGCAACAAAGCCGUUGGUAUCACUGUCAUCGGGCCCGACGGCCAGGACUACACGUUCAAGGCCAAGUACGAGGUCAUUGUGUCGCAGGGUGUGUUCGAGUCGCCCAAGCUGCUAAUGCUUUCGGGCAUCGGCCCCAAGGAACACCUCGAGUCCAAGGGCAUCAAGACCCUCGUCGACUCGCAGCACGUGGGCCAGAACCUGCUGGACCAUCCCAUCUUAUCCCACGUCUUCAAGAUCAAGGACGGGUAUGGCCUGGACAGCCAUCUCCUGCGCGCGGGCCCUCAGAAGGACGGCGCCAUCGCCGCUUUCCGGAAAGACCGCACUGGCCCGUACAGCAGCGGUCUGCUCGAGCUGGUCGCCUUCCCCCGAGCCGACGAGUGGUUUGAGACCUCCAAGGAGUACCGCGAGUACAAGGCCAAGAACGGCGGCGUAGACCCCUUUGGACCGGGUGGCCAGCCACACUUUGAGGUCGACUUUGUGCCAAUGUUCUGCGACGCCUUCCAAUGGCACUUCCCUACCCCUCCUUCGGGCGACUACCUGACGGUGAUCGUGGACCUGAUGCGGCCUUUGUCACGCAACGGCGAGGUCAAGCUCAACUCGACCGACGCCACGGAGCAGCCGUACAUCAACAUCAACUUCUUCUCGCACGACCUGGACCUGGUCGCACUGCGAGAGGGCGUGCGCAUGAUCGACGACAUCGUCAUGAACGGCGAAGGCAUGAAAGACCUGAUCGAGAGCGACUACCCCUGGCCCAUGCCGCGCAACUCGGACGAAGGAAUGAUCCGCCAGAUCCUUGAGCGCUCCCAGACGGGCUUCCACCCGUGCGGCACCACGCGGUUGUCCAAGGACAUCAAGCAAGGCGUCGUCAACCCCAAGUUGCAGGUCCACGGCACGACCAACUUGCGUGUCAUCGACGCCUCCGUCUUCCCCGUCAUUCCCGACUGUCGUAUCCAGAACGACGUCUACAUGGUGGCUGAGAAGGGCGCUGACCUCAUCAAGGCCGACUAUCCCAGCCUCUACAAAUAG